This is a messenger RNA of Cantharellus anzutake, 2724 nucleotides long. RefSeq names its product P-loop containing nucleoside triphosphate hydrolase protein. Gene Ontology annotation, molecular function: GTP binding; microtubule binding; GTPase activity. The transcript has 5 exons. The record is from RefSeq and is a predicted model, not a curated record. NCBI's taxonomy places the organism in Eukaryota, Fungi, Basidiomycota, Agaricomycetes, Cantharellales, Hydnaceae. Bases 1 to 2724 code for a protein of 907 amino acids. Gene Ontology annotation, cellular component: cytoplasm; membrane; microtubule.
AUGCUUUUCGUAACCCGCCGUCUGGCAAGAGACACCACGGGCCGGCGACAAAUAUCCACCAUCGUGCCCUCUUCCGCUUUAUCACCUUCGCGUCGGACACGACUUUCAUUCUUGGCUGGUAGAAGUUCCCUUCGUUAUGUUCACGUAAGAGCAAUUUCGUACUCCGCGAUACCACGAUUCGUCGCGCGUGCGUUCCGCGUACCCAUUGCAGGAGCCACAGUUGGAGCAGGAGCGUUUGGAUACGCGAAUUAUCGCAUCGAUGAAUUUCGUAAGACCUCGCUGGAUUGGGUGCAUAGCGCCCAAGAGACUGCAACAGAACUUUUUGAAGACGCUUCUUCCAAGCUAAAAUCCGUUUCCAAGUCUAUAUCCUCGAAUCUGGAAGGAAUUGAGAUACCACAGGCGAAGGCGCCCCAAUUCUUGAAGCACUUGUUUUCUGCUUCGUCCUCUUCUGGCGAUGAUGGUAGUGAUGGUAGAAAUAAGGGUUCUGACUCUCAUGAGAACCCCAGAUCUCCCAAAGAUCGAUCAAUUGAGGAAGCUGUUGCUAUGGCUUCGUUGGUCGCGGCCACCAUGUCCUCUCCAUCUGAUUCAAGAGAGAAGGAUGAUCACUCUGGAGAGACUAACACUUUGAUGCAUCUCACUCGGAAGCUGAUUGAGAUUAGAUCGGUGCUGCUCAGCAUUGACCAAAGCGACACGCUGAAGUUGCCGAGCAUUGUGGUAAUCGGAAGUCAGAGUUCAGGCAAGAGCUCUGUCUUAGAGGCCAUUGUAGGUCACCAAUUUCUCCCCAAGGGAGACAAUAUGGUGACCAGACGUCCGAUUGAGUUGACUCUGAUCCACACACCCGCAAAGCCCGGCCAGGAGAUGCCGAGAGAGUAUGGAGAAUUCCCCGCUUUACAAACUGGGAAAAUCUAUGAUUUUUCCCAUAUCCAGAAGACCCUGACGGAUAUGAACUUGGCUGUACCUUCAGAGGAAGCCGUCUCCGAUAAGCCGAUCGAUUUGCGAAUACACAGUCCGCAUGUUCCUGACCUCACGCUUAUUGACUUGCCGGGGUACAUUCAGCUCAGCUCACUGGACCAGCCGGAAGAGUUGAGAGAGAAGAUUUCUUCGCUCUGUGAGCGGUACAUCCGCGAACCGAACAUUAUCCUUGCCAUUUGUGCCGCUGAUGUUGAUCUUGCCAAUUCUCCCGCACUGAGAGCGAGUCGGAAGGUCGAUCCGCUGGGUUUGAGGACUAUUGGGGUGAUUACGAAAAUGGACCUUGUGGCUCCCGAACACGGAGCCCAAAUCUUGAACGGAAAUCGGUAUCCUCUCCAUUUAGGGUAUGUUGGGGUCGUCUGCAAGUCGCUCCCCAGGGAUGAGAAGAAAUCACUCCUUGGGAAGGAGAAAUCCAACAUCUCGACAGCCGUGGCUCGUCGUGAGGAUGCUUACUUUGGCCAACAUCCCGAGUAUUUCGGGAAAGGGACUUCGGUUCUGGCUGGCACUCAAACACUUCGUCGUCGUCUUAUGGAUGUACUAGAAUCUAGUAUGGCGAGCUCCCUGCAUGGAAUUUCAAACGCGGUCCAGUUAGAACUCGAAGAAGCGAACUAUCAGUUCAAGGUACUAUACAACGAUCGCCGUAUCAGUGCUGAAUCCUACGUUGCGGAGACCGUCGAUGCGCUCAAAGCCCGAUUCAAGGCUUAUACUUCCCAACUCACCAAACCCGAGAUCCGUGCCAAGCUCAAAUCAAUGUUGGACAACAAAGUCUUGGAUAUUCUGGAACAACUAUAUUGGUCAGACAAACGUACACUAGAACUCCAUCAGCUGGGUCAAGAUCCUAAAGUUAAUGUUGAAGAACUUGACCCUUACUGGCGGUACAAGCUGGAAGCGGCUAGCUCGCUACUCACCAAGUCUGGAGUGGGACGUGACUCCACGAACCUUGUUGCAGACGGUCUUCGAGCUCUUAUCGAUUCCAUCGCAGCUGCAGAACCAUUCAAUCAUCAUCCCUCCGCUGCAGAACGCAUCAUCGAUUUUUCACACGAAAUCCUCCGCGAACGACUGGGUAUCGCUUCGGACCAAGUGGAAAAUUGUAUCAAACCUUAUAAACACGAAGUAGAAGCUGAUGAGCGAGAAUGGGAGAGUGGGAGAGAGAGAGGUAUUGCGCUGUUUGAACGCGAAGUUGUGUUGUGUCAGGAUAAAUUGGCUGAGUUGAGGAAAAGGGUUGGUGGAGGCAGGAGGCUGAAUAAUUUGACAAAUUAUGUGAAGGGUCUUGAGGAGAGGGAGAAGGAGAGAGUAGCAAGGCGGUUAGUUGCUGUUAGGAAGGGAGAGGAGCCUGCAUCUGAGGACAAUGUUCCGAUUGUUGCCGACACGUAUCGGUACAGUCCGGCGAACGUUAUUGACGCUCGUAAUGCCCUGUUGUGUCAAGAUCGUAUAGGGAUCCUGAAACUCCGGAUAAUGGCCCUCAAGUCUAAACGGUGCCGUGCAGGUCCACGGAACGACAUAUUCUGUCCUGAAGCAUUCCUGAGUGUCGUUGCUGACAAACUCGCGUAUACGGCCACUAUGUUCCUAAAUAUUGAACUAUUAGAUCAAUUCUUUUACCAGUUCCCCCGGGAGAUCGACUCGCGGCUAAUGUACGACCUUGAUCGGGACGAGAUUGCAAGAUUCGCGCGGGAAAACCCAGCGAUUCGGGCGCAUCUGGAUCUUCAAGAGCGAAAGGACAAAUUAGAGCAGGUACGAAAGAAGUCUCCUCCAUGA